Messenger RNA from Colletotrichum fioriniae, 1233 nucleotides. RefSeq lists its product as uncharacterized. NCBI's taxonomy places the organism in Eukaryota, Fungi, Ascomycota, Sordariomycetes, Glomerellales, Glomerellaceae. Gene Ontology annotation, molecular function: DNA binding; zinc ion binding. Gene Ontology annotation, cellular component: nucleus. Gene Ontology annotation, biological process: DNA-templated transcription. The record is from RefSeq and is a predicted model, not a curated record.
AUGUCUAUGCUUGGGAGCAAAGACAUCUCUCUGAACAAAAUUCAGGCUGGACUGAUGGAGGCAUUUUUUGAGAAGAGCAUCGGCUCAGUCAUUGACGCCUGGCACACACUUGGAAGAACGAUCCGAGACGCCCAAGAACUUGGCUUGCACACACGUAGGGUCUGGGAGACAAGUCCGUCUGCCGAACACGCCAUAAAGACGCCGAGGUUCCCGCUGGAGAGGAAAUUGUGGUUUGUGUUGCAUCUCUGGGACGCGCACAUGGCUGUUGUUCUCGGGAGGCCCAUGACGACAAAACUGGACUCGAGUUACGUGCCUUUGACGAGCCCGACAGUUACGCCGGCCCCGUCAGGCUUAGACGACGUAACAAUAUCUCCAUUCGACUUCAUGGUAUGCGGCUAUCACGCUGCUUACAAGUAUCUACAGGAUAUCCACGACCUUGAGGUUGAGAACAAGGACGCGCAGGAGACCGUUCAGAAAAUACACAACGCCGUGAUAAGCAAUAUUUCCAAACUUCCGGCAUGGGCAAUCUUCGCAAGUCCGGUGCUCGACAGCAGAUACCAUUGGCUCCCUGCUGCUCGCGAAACACUCAUUACCGAGGUCUAUUUCGUGUUGCUCGCACUGCAUCGCCCUUUCACAUCCACCCUGUCCGCAAGUCGAGUAGAGGCCCACUUGGCCGCGCUGAAAAUGCUCGCGUCGCAAAGCAGGCUGUUUGAACACGCGGGAGCUCUACUUUAUAGAGGCUUCUCUGUGGUCUUCUCUAUAUUUGAUGCCAUGGUUCUGAUAGCAGCUACCUACAUUCGAGCCCCGGAUGACAAUCAACAUCUCCUGGCAGAAUCGGUGAACCGCUUGGAGUGGGGUCUGGCAAGGCUAGAUGCCAUGAGGUCACGGAAUGCCAUGGCAGGCUUCGCUUAUGAUGUUGUACAGGUGCUUUUCCGGAAAAUGCCGGGCCGAUCCUCCUCCCUGGACCCUGCCGCUCUGAGAUAUAAUGAACCGGAAAGCCAUCUCGGAGCUGUGGAGGCGCCGUUCCGGAAUCAAGCUACACAAGCCGGCCCAGAUCUUGGGCAGAUUUCGAACGACGCAGCCCUGCAACAGCCGCUAUACGACUUCGUCGCCCAGGACCUACUUGGGGAGACCUUCCCUGUCGAGUGGCAAGAGAUGACCAUUCCUGAAGUUGGGAUUCACGAGGAGACAUUCCCCGAUAGUAUUUGGCAAUUAAUGGACGAGCUCACGUAG